Messenger RNA from Necator americanus (New World hookworm), 729 nucleotides. RefSeq lists its product as uncharacterized. The coding region runs from base 1 to 729 and encodes 242 amino acids. Gene Ontology annotation, molecular function: catalytic activity. Gene Ontology annotation, biological process: chromatin remodeling. The transcript has a single exon. Gene Ontology annotation, cellular component: nucleus. Lineage: Eukaryota; Metazoa; Nematoda; Chromadorea; Rhabditida; Ancylostomatidae. The record is from RefSeq and is a predicted model, not a curated record.
AUGGAAUCUUUGGCAACAACCAUUCGUUUCGUCACGCUGAACUGCCGAACACUAUCGAGUGGACUCCAACAAGCCGCUCCAUCCAGACUUCUGCGAUAUCUCUGUGUGCCUUUUGCUGCACUGCAGGAAACACGCAUGAGGGAUCGGCCCGUCAUCAGCAUCGAGAAUUACACCAUAUACUGCGGCGAUGCUGAUGAGAACAAAGUAGGUGGCUGCGCGAUAGCUGUGAGGAACGAUUACAAGAACCUGGUGGAGGAAUUUGGCUCAACGUCGUCUAGAUGCGCCUUUCUACGACUGCGGGAUUGCAGAGGACGUAAACUCUGGAUCGUAAGUGCUCACGCACCUACGGAAACCGCUGAGGACAACAGUAAGGACGCCUUCUAUGAUGAACUCAAUGCGUUGAUGUCUAAAAUACCAAGCCAGCAGGUGGUCAUUGUCGGAAUCGACGCAAAUGCGAAGAUGGGACUCGAACAGCAAUCCGAUCUGCUAGGAAAAUGGUACUAUGCAGCGGAGCGCACGUCGGACAACGGUGACCGUCUGGUCGACUUGUGCGAACAGACGAGCCUCAUCAUCGCUUCCACGUUUAAGAGGAAUCAUCGAAACCAUCAGCUCACAUUACAGUGGUCAACACUUUUAACACCUGAAGAGCAGCGCAAGCGGAAGAUGAGGACUCUUAAGCUUCAGCUCGACUAUGUUCUGGCGAGGAACAUUCCUCAGUCAGAUAUUUGA